AUGUUCGGACUUCCACAACAACCACCCUCUGAGGAGGAAAAAAAGAUUCAUCAACAGCAAUCUAAUCAGACAUUGAUCACUGCAGGCUACGCAGCUGCUCUUCUAUGGGUUUCUCCAAUGGUUUGGCAUUUCAUCAAGAGGCAAUGGAAAUAA
Molecule: messenger RNA, 153 nt
Organism: Lachancea meyersii CBS 8951
Lineage: Eukaryota; Fungi; Ascomycota; Saccharomycetes; Saccharomycetales; Saccharomycetaceae
Source: the annotation of a GenBank genome assembly